UCUUAAUAUGCCAACGAAAUAGGUUUAGUUUAUAAACUUUUCUCUCUAAUAGUUGAUUAAAACAGAAAAAUGGCUUCACUCAUUGAAAAAUUAACUGUCAAACUAAGCAUAUAGUCUAGUGAUAAUUAAGCCUAGUAAUUGGAAUUUAAUUAAGAAUUCACAUGUCAUCAAAUCACAUGCUAUCUUAGCCUUCAAAACCAAGCCAUGUGAUACACAUACAUGCACAAUUCAUUAUAUUAAUGUUCUUGUAGGAUCCCACCACCGACACUCCACACUCUUCUUUAAAUUCUCUCUCUAAUAAAAUUGCCUUAUUUUUCCCUCCUUUUUCUUUUCUUUUUAAUUUGUAAUUUAUUUUGCGGCUAAGUAGUUCUUCAAAACACACCCACUGUAUUCUUCCUCUUCCUGUAUCCCACUUUAAAUACACCCCAUCCCCAUCUCCAUCACCUUCAUUACCCACUCCCCAUCUUUCCUCUUAAAUCUUACCCCUUUUUCCUAUUCCCAUAAUCCAAAAUGCUUCCUCUUACUUCACCUUUCUUUGCACUCUGUGCAUUUUUCUGUUUCUUCUCCACCCUCUCUGCUGAAAAUCCCUACCGCUUCUUCACCUGGAAUGUCUCUUACGCCAACAUUUACCCUCUCGGCGUCCGCCAGCAGGGAAUACUCAUCAAUGGCCAAUUCCCUGGCCCUGACGUCCACUGUGUCACCAAUGACAACCUCAUCAUCAAUGUCUUCAACAGCUUGGAUGAACCCUUCCUCAUCUCCUGGAACGGAAUCCAACAGAGAAGGAACUCGUACGAAGACGGUGUUUAUGGAACAACGUGCCCAAUCCCUCCCGGGAAGAACUUCACGUACAUUCUCCAAGUCAAGGAUCAAAUCGGCAGCUUUUACUAUUUCCCUUCCCUCGCCUUCCACAAGGCCGCUGGCGGUUUCGGCGGCAUCAGAAUCCUCAGCCGCCCUCGCAUUCCGGUCCCCUUUCCCGAUCCCGCCGGCGACUACACCGUCCUCAUCGGCGACUGGUACAAGUCUAACCACACGACCCUGAAGGCUCAUCUGGACCGUGGUAAGAAGCUUCCGUUUCCUGAUGGAAUCCUCAUCAAUGGUCGUGCCAACGAUACUUCUUUUGGCGUCGAACAAGGAAAAACUUACAGGUUGAGAAUUUCAAAUGUGGGGCUGCAACACUCCCUCAACUUUCGAAUUCAAGGUCAUAAAAUGAAGCUUGUAGAAGUGGAGGGAACACAUACCCUCCAAACGACCUACUCCUCGCUCGAUGUUCAUGUUGGUCAGUCUUACUCUGUGCUCAUCACAGCUGAUCAGCCAGCUCAGGACUACUACAUUGUCGUUUCCACUCGCUUCACUUCUCGGGUGCUCGCUACCACUGGCAUUCUUCGUUACAGUAACUCUGCUGGUCCUGUCAAAGGUCCCCCUCCUGGCGGUCCGACGAUACAGAUCGAUUGGUCCCUCAACCAAGCACGCUCUAUUAGGACCAAUCUUACAGCCAGUGGACCAAGGCCAAACCCACAAGGGUCGUAUCACUAUGGCCUCAUAAACACAACCAAAACCAUCAUACUUGCCAAUUCUGCUGGUCAAGUCAACCGCAAACAAAGGUAUGCGGUUAACAGCGUGUCAUUUGUCCCUGCUGACACUCCCUUGAAACUUGCUGACUUCUUCAAAAUCGGAGGGGUUUUUCGCGUUGGAAGCAUCUCUGAUAGGCCUACCGGUGGAGGAAUAUACCUCGACACAUCCGUGAUGGGUGUAGACUAUAGAGCAUUUGUCGAAAUUAUUUUCCAAAACAAUGAAAACAUUGUCCAAAGUUGGCACAUUGAUGGCUACUCUUUCUUCGUGGUCGGCAUGGAUGGUGGCCAAUGGACGCAGUCUAGCAGAAACCAAUACAAUCUUCGGGACGCCAUCGCUCGUUGCACAACUCAGGUAUACCCUUAUUCAUGGACUGCAAUUUACGUGGCCCUCGAUAAUGUAGGUAUGUGGAAUGUGAGGUCAGAGUUUUGGGCAAGGCAGUAUCUCGGACAACAAUUCUACCUCCGUGUCUAUACACCCUCGACUUCGCUCAGGGACGAGUUUCCCAUUCCAAAGAAUGCUCUUCUUUGUGGCAAGGCAAGUGGUAGACACACUAGACCACUCUAAAUCAUUAACCAUUCCAAACACUUAGUCCCCCACGAGGUAGUUAAAGUCUAUCUUAACUUUAAUAUAUGAUAGAAAAGCAAGUUCUAAAGUCUAUCUUAACUUUAAUAUAUGAUAGAAAAGCAAGUUCUCUUUGCUUUUUCAAAUUGUUGUAGCCAGGAAUAUCCAUAGUUAGACCACUCGGUCCUCCAAUCGACCCCAGCUCGGGGUCUAGUCACAUUCUUUCGCUAGAUAUUAUUCGAUAUCCUUACCCAUUUAGUCAUAUCUUCUCUAUGAUAUUGCUCAACCUGUCAACGUUAAUUAAUAUCAAGAUUGUUUUGGUUUUGAGGUGUGGAUAGAAGAAUCUAUCAAUCCAAAAUAACAUGAGUUUGUUCCUUGAGAAUCCAAGUAUUCUUCUGCAGUAUUAAUCUUUUAUUGUUGACAAUC
This is a messenger RNA of Cucumis sativus (cucumber), 2559 nucleotides long. Its product is annotated as L-ascorbate oxidase homolog. NCBI's taxonomy places the organism in Eukaryota, Viridiplantae, Streptophyta, Magnoliopsida, Cucurbitales, Cucurbitaceae. The coding region runs from base 511 to 2136 and encodes 541 amino acids. Gene Ontology annotation, molecular function: oxidoreductase activity; copper ion binding. The transcript is spliced from 8 exons. The record is from RefSeq and is a predicted model, not a curated record.